GAUGCUCCAUGAAGGUUAAUUAAUAUUAAUGAGCUGAAGUAUUUUGUGCCUAUUCUGAGAAACGACGCACUGCGCAUGUCAGUACAAAAGAUAAACGACAACUGCAUGUCUACUGAAGCGCUCACCUAAACCGAUUCAUUUAGGUGUACAAAAUGGGGAAGGCUCUUUCCCACCUGCCUAAGCAUACCUCUCAUGAUGACUGUCAGGACAGCCUAACCACGUCCCCCGGGUACAGUGCCAUGCAGACGGAGGACAGUAAGAGCGGGGGAGACGUGUCUCAGUUCCCUUACGUGGAGUUCACUGGCCGAGACAGCGUCACCUGCCCCACAUGCCAAGGCACUGGAAGGAUCCCGCGAGGCCAAGAAAAUCAGCUGGUGGCCCUGAUCCCAUACAGUGACCAGAGGCUGAGACCAAGGAGAACCAAGCUGUAUGUGACUGCUUCAGUCACUGUGUGCCUGCUGCUCUCCAGCCUGGCUGUUUUCUUCCUUUUCCCACGUUCCAUUGAUGUGAACUAUGUGGGAGUGAAGUCUGUCUACGUGUCCUAUGACCAGAGCAAACGCAUUGUCUAUCUCAAUGUCACAAACUCAUUGAAUAUUACUAACAACAACUAUUACUCGGUGGACGUGGCCAACAUCACAGCCCAGGUGCAGUUUUCCAAGACUGUGAUUGGAAAGACUCGCGUUAGCAACAUAACCACUAUUGGCCCCCUGGAUAUGAAGCAGAUUGACUACAUGGUGCCCACCACCAUAGCAGAUGAAAUGAGCUAUAUGUAUGACUACUGUACUCUGCAGAGCAUCAAGGUGCACAACAUUGUGGUUAUGAUGCAGAUAACCGUCACUACAGUGUAUUUUGGCCAUGCUGAGCAGGUGUCUCAGGAGAUGUACCAGUAUGUGGAUUGCGGAGGAAACACUACGGCUCUGCAUGAAUAUAGUCUGAAUACUCCUUGGGCAGGCUAGAGCUGAUCCUGAUAGUCUAAUACAUCACCCUGUCCCUCACCUCUCCAUUCAUUCCAUGUGUCAUUGUUUUGGCAAAUCUGGUCGAGGGAUUACUGCACUUCUGCCAGUUAACCACCAGAUGUCAGGGUGUUCGCAAUUCACGAAAAAUGCACUUUAUUUUUCAUUUUAUCCAAGCAAUAUGAACAUUGAGAAGUCUGCGUAGUUCUCAUUCUGGUUCACUUUGCCAAACACAGUAGUUCAUUAGUGUGGAGGUACAAGUUACCUUUUGACAAAGUUCUCUUGUUUUCAAGCACUACCUAUGUAUUUGAUGGUAUUUUGGGUUAUUAUUUUUAUCGCUUUGAACCUGAUAUUCAUUACAGUUCCAACGACGAGAUCAAUCUUAACCCAAACACACUCAUUCCAGUUCCACAGAGUUGGUUCAUGCUCACAGAUGGCAAUACAUGAUGCUGUCUUCUGAGGGGGAGUGGGGGUGCAUAUUUCAGAUAGCUUUCAGCUACUGUAUUUCAUGCAUCAUGUGACCACUGAGGGAAUGUUAUUGUAGAUAGCACAAAAGUUGGUGAAAGUAAAAUGCUUCAAUCUAUUUAUUUUGUUUGCUCUUUGAUAGCAAAGUUUCUCAUUGUCAGAGUUUAUAAGCUGUCAAUCUCCAUGAGAAAUUGCCUCCAAAUGCAAGUUGGUAAAGCACUAAUUACGUAGAACAACAAUCACUGGGACCUGAGAGCAUCUGGCUGCUUACAUAAUGGAGGAUAUCAGGAGAUGAUAAUUCCCUCAGAUUUCUUAUUGUUCAGUAUUUAAAGGCAUUUCAUAUAGAAGUGUAGAUGUUUGCUCAUUAAAACUAGAUAUUACGUUUAGAUUGAGAGAAGUUUGAUAACAUUUUUAACAAAAUGGACUAUAUAGAAAUUUACAUUUGUAAACAUUUUAAUUAUGUUUGUAAAAAAGCUUAAAAGAUUAUAUGCUUAAAGAUGAUCUUUUGCCUCUGUAAUAGAAGUGGCUGCUAACAUGAUUUGGCAUUUAUGCAUUUCAUAACAACUGACUGCUUGAUGUACAUGUUUGUAUGUAGCACUUGUCAUUUUUGAAAAAAGUGGUUUGGACUGCUUAAGAGAUACACUGAAAUAACAUGACCCCUACUAGUUUCCAUGAAAUAAACAUGUUUUGAGUC
This is a messenger RNA of Megalobrama amblycephala (Wuchang bream), 2112 nucleotides long. It is a transcript of the gene tmem106bb, whose product is annotated as transmembrane protein 106Bb. The transcript has 8 exons. The record is from RefSeq and is a predicted model, not a curated record. Bases 153 to 956 code for a protein of 267 amino acids. Lineage: Eukaryota; Metazoa; Chordata; Actinopteri; Cypriniformes; Xenocyprididae.